AUGACCAUCCCCUUCCUCAACAUCAAGAUAUCACUAGACGAAUUCUGUCCGCCAGCGGCCUUUGCUGCUGUCAUGGUGGACUUCUUCGAUGAGAUCUAUCCCGUCAUGCCUCUAGUACAACAUGCCAACGAGGCCGUCCUUAUGUUCCGCGAGCUAGGACUCUACCGUGCCGAGGCGUACAAGUGCUUGUCACGCGCUGGGGCCAUCAUCAGUCGCCGCAUGUUCUGGGUUCUAUACAUGAUGCAAAUGUACUCUUACACUUCUGCGCCAGAACCACUCACUGUUCUGCACUUUGAUGCUUCAAAAACGGACUGGGAUGCGUUGCGCACAAACGAUAUGGACUAUGUGGGCAUAGAGCCCGACCCUGACGACAAGGACGAGGAUAUUGACGAGGCUGCCGACGUGGACAAAAGCAAGCCCCCUGAGCCUGGAACCUACUCCCGCCGCCACCGACACAAGCACACACUCAUCAUGGCUGGAUUCAACGCAAUUAUUGCCAUGCAUAUCUGCGUGACUGAGAUGAUUGUUGACCGGCUACCAAGACCUCCGCCUUUUGCUCCGGCUUUGUCGUAUUCUCGGCCUACGUCUACAGCCCUGCCGUCAUUUUCAGCUCUCUCCACAUUUUCAACGCCGUCUCCAUAUGAAGACCAGCACUUUGUGGCGCCUCUGAAUUAUUCAGACCCUUCACAGCCCCCACGACUACCGCCUAUCAGCCUGUCAGUUCGAUCAUCGGCGGCAAGUACCACAGCUGCAGCUGCACCCUCACCGUCAUCUACAGUGACGACUACUCUGCAGAUGAUUCAGUCCGGUAUAACUCGAAUUCGCCACGUCCUUGACGGGCUUCCGCCUGAAUUUCGGUUCCCACAUGCCCUGGACAUGCCAAGUGACGAUUGUGAGAACCCGUCGCCUCCGGACCCAUACCGCGCCAUGCGUGCCAACAUUCAUCUGACGGGAAUUUUCCUGCAAAGCCUGGUGGUCGAGUCGUACGUCGCAAAGAUGCUGCACACACGACAUGCACCACGCACGUGGACGACCUCGGGACAUGCUGAAAACUCACCAGCUGCAUCUGCAGACAAAACGGACAUAUGUGAGGCCCACUUGAGGUGGAAUGACCGCUUCGAGAUUUGGAAGCUGCGCGAAGGAAUAGCAAAGGAGUUGCAAAAUUUGUUGCAGAGUUUCCCCAUGUCAGUAUUUGAGGUUACGGGCGUGGCCAUGACUGUCAAAAUUCGGCGCGUAGCUGCUACUCUACUAGAGCACAGUGAUCCAACAGCGCCUCCAGAAGAGGCUGGAGAGGCCGAGCGGCGACGGCAGGGCUAUCUGGACUACUUUGUGCGCGUUUUGACAGAACUGGACCACAGCCCAACAGCGAGCUUCGGUUUUGUCAAGAGCCGUAGUUAA
Molecule: messenger RNA, 1398 nt
Organism: Sporothrix brasiliensis 5110
Lineage: Eukaryota; Fungi; Ascomycota; Sordariomycetes; Ophiostomatales; Ophiostomataceae
Exons: 2
Coding region: 1-1398 (465 amino acids)
Source: RefSeq, a predicted model, not a curated record